AUGUCCUUCUGUAUCUCAACACAUAUGCCUCGCUCUUCCAAGGCACGGGCUUCUUUUACGGUCCAAGACCCAAGAAUUCUCAAUUCCAACUUCAUAUUCAACCUCGUCAAUGCCAAAGAAACGAUUCACAUCGCAAUACUCAAAGCCUCCCAGUACCGUCCAUCCAUCUCUGAACUCGCACUCGCACGCCGCGAGUUCAAGCUCCAGCCUGAGUUCUUCACAGACAACGAUGCGAAACCCACGGUGAACGACCUGAUAUCCUCCUCUCGAAAACUGAACGUAUCACCUUCUGGGCCUGCACCGGCGACAGUGACCACUCCGACGCUGCCACCACAGAUCCGCUCUCUUCUCUCCCAGCCCGAAACGCCAGUCCCUCACGCCAGGAACCGUCGACGCCUCGAUGCAAAUGGCAGACGUAUACCGCCUGGUCCUGCACCCCCGCGUAGCUGGCUAGAAGGCUCGAGGUAUAGCUAUGGAUCAGGGCGUUCGCUGACAAGGGUUCUGCCCACCGACGUGAGGCAUCUCCCUGGAUUGCCGGAUGAGGAGAGGAAAGGGGCUACUCUACAGGACAUGUGCUUGAGAGAGAUGGCAAGACAAUGGGAAUUUGUCAGGGAUUACGAGAUGAAUAACUUGGUGGACGUCCCGGGAGGCUUGAGGAUGAAGCUGUUGAGCUAUCUUGCGGUCUAUGGCCCUGAUGAAGGGGUGGGCUUUGAAGGGCAUGUUCAUCCUUUCCGUACCAACUGGGAACAAGGAGAUGGUGAUGGAUCUUCUGAUGUCGACCCGGGAGAACACAAUGAAGGGAUCUUCCGCUUGGAUCUUUCGGGUGCUAUGGGCAACUCUAUUUCAUUCAAGCAGCUCGUCGAGCUCGUGCAGAUGCCAGAACCCCAAGCAGAAGCAGACUCUGUCGAAUUAUCUUGGGAGGAUACCUCGCUUUCAAAACCCCUCUCAGCAACGCUUCCAAUGCUCACUCAUCUCUCUCUCUCUCAUCCAGCAUCCACUGUCUCCUGGCCACGCUUACUCUUGCUAAACACUCCCGCGGCCAGAUCAUUCGCAAAGCACGUGCCAAACUUGACCCAGCUCUCACUGGCCUACUGGCCCGUCCCCUCUCUUACCCCCAACGCCAAAAACACAGUGGUUCAAUCAACUCAUGGACAAGAUAUCCAAUACGGAGGCACCAACUACUAUUCUCACAGUCUUGACAACGACUUCCGCGAAGCUGCUGACGUCCUCAGACGCCUCGCUGAUCGCCUACCUGGACUCCAGUAUCUCGAUUUGACAGGGUGUACGGACUGGCUGCAGGCACUUCGCUGGACAGGCGACAUCAAUGACCGCAGCAUCGCCUGGGGAAAUCAGUGGAUCAAACUCCGCACCUUGAAAAUUCACAGCGGCCUGCAUCUAUCAGCAGAGUCAGAGUACAGCGAAGUCACACGCUUUGUCAUGGCGUAUAGAGAAACCCUCAUUACAGAACAGAUGAUUCGAUUCUCGAUUCGAAGGACCAAAUCCAGUUGUAGUAUGAGGACGGUAAACUGGAUCGACGUCCAGAAAGAUGAUUGGAAGGUCUAUGCGGACCUGUGGCCGGCUGUUGGUGCUACUACCGACGAGGCGCGGAAGAGGAUUGCGCUGAUGGCAUUGGAUAGCAAGGAUUUUGUAGUGGAUAACCAGUGGACGAGACCAUUUGAUUUGGAUCCGAACUUGGAGCGGGAGCCGGGUGUGGUUGAGCGGAUGAGUGUUUGGGACUCGUAG
Molecule: messenger RNA, 1743 nt
Organism: Drepanopeziza brunnea f. sp. 'multigermtubi' MB_m1
Lineage: Eukaryota; Fungi; Ascomycota; Leotiomycetes; Helotiales; Drepanopezizaceae
Source: RefSeq, a predicted model, not a curated record